Messenger RNA from Suillus subaureus, 900 nucleotides. RefSeq lists its product as uncharacterized. Bases 1 to 900 code for a protein of 299 amino acids. NCBI's taxonomy places the organism in Eukaryota, Fungi, Basidiomycota, Agaricomycetes, Boletales, Suillaceae. The record is from RefSeq and is a predicted model, not a curated record. The transcript is spliced from 6 exons.
AUGGGUGCCUCCCAGCUGGCUGAUGUACUGGAACUUCACCAUAAGAAAAAUGGUCAUCCUUGCCUUCCUGAUCCUGCCCUUCUGGACCUACUCUGUGGUGCUGAAAUGGCCAAUACAUCAGGUUUAAAGAAGAAGGCAACCAAAGCAUCCAAGGACCUGAGCAAUGGUCCUAAGUCCACACAACUAGCCUGGUAUAGUCCCUGCUGGAAGCACUUUCUCAAGGAAGCAAAGGGAGAGUGUCAUGUCCUGCAUGCUCUAGAGAAUGCAUUCCCAAAACUUGUCCCUGACUUAUCAACCAGCAUCAUGGAGUUGCUCUCAGCUUCUCUCAUUGAAUGGCUUGGAGAUGGUAAUCAAGUUGAAGCUGAUGUAUGGCCCACUCACAAACCUGAUAUGGCAAGACUGUUAUAUGAUGAUCUAUUAACUUGGCAGUCAGACCUCAAGAAGAUAGUUGCCGCCAUCACUCCUUCUGUAUACAAUCUCAUCCCACUGACCGAUCUUUCCACUCAGGAGCACACAAAUUGGGUUGAAGCAGCUGCUGUGGACUUGCUGGAUAAAUUGAAAUAUUUGUGUGACAGGAAGGAUGAAUUGGGGAAGACUAAAAAUUUUGCUCACCCUGGACUUCAUGAAGCCACCAUUCUUUUCAUCUAUUUCAACUGUGUCUUUGAUGGUCUCGAAAAAAAUGGGAAUGGGAAGACUUACCCCAAUUUUUUGUCAAAGGAUUACCUGUGCAUAUACAACAGAAUGCUGGGACUACUCAAAGACAUUAUGAAUGACCCUUAUCAUGGCCCAAAAUUGGUGCAGUGGCUUCAUGAGUGGGCUGAAGCUGGAUGGGCCAAGUUUUGCAAACUUGACAGCAUUGACAGAUCCAAGCAUGUCCACCUGCAGGUAGAGCUUGAUUAG